Messenger RNA from Mauremys reevesii (Reeves's turtle), 2513 nucleotides. It is a transcript of the gene CWC27, whose product is annotated as CWC27 spliceosome associated cyclophilin. The transcript is spliced from 14 exons. NCBI's taxonomy places the organism in Eukaryota, Metazoa, Chordata, Testudines, Geoemydidae. The record is from RefSeq and is a predicted model, not a curated record. The coding region runs from base 145 to 1581 and encodes 478 amino acids. Gene Ontology annotation, cellular component: catalytic step 2 spliceosome. Gene Ontology annotation, biological process: protein folding; protein peptidyl-prolyl isomerization. Gene Ontology annotation, molecular function: peptidyl-prolyl cis-trans isomerase activity.
CCCCGCGCCGCGGCGCCGGAUCCCGGGGUCCAAAAUGGCGGGAGGUUCGCGGGGCUAGUCGGGGCUUCCGCAGCGCCGGGACUAGAGCGACAGCGGAGCCGGGUCCGUCCUCGCGGCGCCCCCUCCCCUCCGCCCGCCGCCAGCAUGAGCAACAUCUACAUCCAGGAGCCUCCGACCAACGGCAAGGUUUUAUUGAAAACAACAGCUGGAGAUAUUGACAUCGAGCUAUGGUCAAAAGAAGCACCAAAAGCAUGCAGAAAUUUCAUCCAGCUUUGUAUGGAAGGUUAUUAUGACAACACAAUAUUUCACAGAGUUGUGCCUGAUUUUAUAGUGCAAGGGGGAGAUCCCACUGGUACUGGAUCAGGUGGAGAGUCAAUCUACGGGCUCCCCUUCAAGGAUGAAUUCCACUCACGAUUGCGUUUUAAUCGAAGAGGACUGGUUGCUAUGGCAAAUGCUGGAGCUCAUGAUAAUGGCAGUCAGUUUUUCUUUACACUGGGCCGUGCAGAUGAACUUAACAACAAGCACACCAUUUUUGGAAAGAUUACUGGGGAUACCAUAUACAAUAUGUUACGACUGACUGAAGUAGAAAUUGACAAAGAAGAAAGACCACUCAAUCCACACAAAAUAAAAAGUAGUGAGGUUUUGUUUAAUCCUUUUGAUGACAUCAUUCCAAGAACAAAUAAAAAGCUGAAAAAAGACAAACCAGGGGAAGAAGUAAAAAAGUCAAAAUCCAAAGGCACAAAAAAUUUUAAUUUGCUUUCAUUUGGAGAGGAAGCUGAAGAGGAAGAAGUGGAAGUCAACAGAGUUAGUCAGAGCAUGAAGGGAAAAAGUAAAAGUAGUCAUGACUUGCUGAAGGAUGAUCCACAUCUAAGCUCAGUUCCUGCUGUUAAAAGUGAAAAAGCAAAUGAAGUGAAAGAUUCAGAUGAGGAAGAAGAGGAGGAUCAGGAUGAUAGUGAUAAUGAAGAAGGUGAAAUGGAUAGUGACGAGAAAUAUCAAGUGAAAGAACGCGUAGCUAAGAAGUUGAGAAAAGAUAAAAAUGAAAAUGUUAAGCUACCAUUUAAAGAAGAACCCGAAACUGAAAAGAAAACUACUAGUCGCAGUGAGGAACUACGCAAAGAAGUACGCCAGCUGAAACGUGAACUACUAGAAGCAAAGCAAAAGAGAGAAGAAAAUUCUACAAAAUCAAAAGAAAAGAAAGAUGAAGAGGAAGAAGCUGAUCCAAACAGCAUAGUUACGGAAUAUUUACAGGAGAAGAAAAAGUAUGAAGAUCUGCGGAAGCAGCAGCCCAAGAAAGGGAUAUCUCGUGAAGAGCAGACGCUGGCACUGCUGGACCGAUUCAAAUCAAAGCUGACUCAGGCAAUAGCAGACACUCCUGAAAAUGAAAUGUCUGAACCUGAAGUAGAGGAUGAUGAAGGAUGGUUGUCACAUGUACUUCAGUUUGAGGACAGAAGCAGAAAAGUGAAAGAUGCAAGUAUGCAGGAUGAAGACACUUUUGAAAUCUAUGAUCCUCGGAAUCCUGUAAAUAAGAGGAGAAGAGAACAAAGCAAAAGGAUAAUGCGGGAGAAAAAAGAAAGGAGAUGAAAUGAAUGUAAAGCUGUCCAGAGCUGGCUUGGAAAGUGUAAUAAAGUAUUGGCCCUUUAAUAGCUGUGGUUCCUAAAAAUAUCACUUUGCAAGUGUGAAAAGGAAUCUCUCAAGAACCUGUUGUCUGAUUUUGAAAUACAGCUAUCUUAUUUGUUUUAUGAAUUGUGCAGUAAAAUAAGAAAGUGCUCUCAGUGCAUAAUCCAAGCUCUCUUUAAACACUUUGAAAUUUUAAUAAAUAUAUAAUAGUUUUGGUCAUCGUUUUAAUCAAUGUAUAGCAAUUAAAUACUGAGAAUAGUGUCAUUAGAAGGUAUGUUUUCAAGACAGUGAAGAAAAGAUAUUUGCCAAAAUGAAAAUGUUAAGGAAUAGAAAAAAAUAUUCCCACCAUCUGUACAGGCUUUUUUAAGAUUUAAUUUUUUAAAAUUGUAAGAUUAAAUCUAUUUACAGAUGAUUGAUUUUUUUGUUUAGUUAAGCAAUUGGGUUCUUCAUUGUAUCACAAAGUUCAGAAGAUAGAUUUAAAAAUUCCAGACUUCCAGCACAAAGUGUACAAUGUUCCCAGCUCUCUUGAAACUCAAUCAAAAUUUAAUUUGAGGGUGUGGUUAAAUUUUCUUCAUCUUGAGAAACAUAUCCAAAAAAUUACUUGGAAAGACAUGAUAAUCUACAAGUUUGGAAAUGUUAUUUCACAAGCUUGAGAACAUUUUAGAAUCCAAAUUUAAAUAGCAAUUAAUAUGGAAAAAAAACCAAUAAUUUAAAUCACAUGUUCAUAAGAAACUUAGACUCCCAGAAUGAGAGUAGUUAUUACAAAGUACCCUUCCUCUAAUUUCAUCUUCUCUACUGAUUUGUCAGUAUUGCAAGUUUAUUUAUCUCAAUAUUGAGAUACAGAAAUUGCAAAACUAAUCUCUGACUCUUGUUUUUAAAGACUUUACAGCUAGCAU